Aspergillus pseudoviridinutans is the source of this 2142-nucleotide messenger RNA. RefSeq lists its product as uncharacterized. The transcript has 5 exons. Gene Ontology annotation, molecular function: glycosyltransferase activity. Bases 1 to 2142 code for a protein of 713 amino acids. The record is from RefSeq and is a predicted model, not a curated record. NCBI's taxonomy places the organism in Eukaryota, Fungi, Ascomycota, Eurotiomycetes, Eurotiales, Aspergillaceae.
AUGAAAUUUGAGAGACGGACUUCUAUACAUGAUCUGGACAGGCUAAGCCUCCAGGUGGAUAAACCCAGCUGGCAAGGACCACCAUUCAAUGCCAUUUAUGCUGGUAUUGCGACUCAUUUUCAUGUGUUUUCUUCUGGAGCAUCCUUUGCCAUUGCCGUCCGCGAUAGCUCAUAUUUACUCGACUUUGCACAGUAUGACUUCCGCUCGGGCAAUCGGUACCAGGGUUGGUCGGAAUUUUCAAAUUUCAUCCUGGCCAAGUUGAGAGAGUACCAGGAAAAGCACUGCGAGAAGUUCAUCGGCUUGGCGAUGCAGGCGGAAUUAGCUGAGAAAUGUCCCGAGCUCUGUUCCCGGCUUUGGCUUGAGCUCGAUAUCAUCCCCAUCGUACUUCGCAAAGCGGAGGAAAAUGUGAGUUGGGGCUUGUACGAGCAAGACAUCUCGUAUAAGUCAUUGGAUGAACAGGCUGAGUCAAUCGCAAGAAAAUGCAUUAGGUUUUUCGGUCCCAGUAAGGCUCCUAUACCCGAGAUAGGGCUUCGAGGCCUCGUCGAGGUUGAUGCCGCAUUCCAUGUGAAACUCACCAGGCUUGCCGAUUAUGAGAAAACCGUCGGACCCCCAACGUGGACGGCCGUCAAUAAGUAUGCCAGUGAUCUGAAACAACGCAGAGUGAAAAUAGCAUUCUUCAGUGCGACUCCGCAAGGCGGUGGUGUUGCGCUCAUGCGCCAUGCAAUGGUUAGGUUUGCGAAAGCAAUUGGAGUUGAUAUUAGGUGGUAUGUUCCGAAACCGAGACAUGGGAUCUUCCGCGUCACCAAGAACAAUCACAACAUCCUGCAAGGUGUAGCCCCUCCUGGGACACGAUUCACCAAGGAGGACAGAGAUGCCCUUUCUGCUUGGGUGCUCGAAAACGCAAAACGAUAUUGGCUUAGAGCAGAAGGAACUCAGGCCUCUGCAUUGCUCGAUAAGUUUGGCCCACAAGUCUACCCCUGGCUUACAAGGUACGGCCCGCCUCCUCCCUCCUGGUUCCAGAAGAAUGGCCCUUUGGUUCCGCCGUGGGAGGGCGGCGCAGAUGUGGUCAUCAUUGAUGACCCGCAGCUGCCGUUCUUGAUUCCCCUGAUCAAACAACAGACUCCGGAUCGGCCAGUCAUCUUUCGUAGUCACAUACAGAUCAGAAGUGAUCUGACUGACACUCCCGGGACUCCCCAGGCUGAGGCAUGGGGGUUGUUGUGGGAGGCGAUCAAGCAGGCGGAUCUGUUCAUUAGUCACCCCGUUCGUGCAUUUGUUCCAAAGGAUGUCCCUCAAGAAAAGCUGGGAUAUCUUCCGGCAUCGACAGACUGGCUGGAUGGUUUGAACAAACCAAUGACAGACUGGACUGCCAGUUGCUAUGGGCGGGUCUUUAACUCCAAGUGUCGAGAGCAGUAUAUGACAAACAUUGCAUUCCCAGAUGAGGAAUAUAUCGUCCAGGUUGCUAGGUUUGAUCCUUCGAAAGGGAUCCAAGAUGUCCUAAUCUCAUACGGGGCAUUCCACCGGCUACUUGUGGAUUCCCGUCCAGACUUGAGGCCACCCAAACUACUCAUCUGUGGACACGGAUCAGUGGAUGACCCAGACGGUUCAUUAGUCUGGGAUAACACCUUGGAUUUCAUCGAGCAGCAUUUGAAGCAUUUGCAGUCACUCAUCUGUGUCAUGCGCAUUGGCCCUAAUGACCAGAUGCUUCAUACCCUCCUGUCCAGAGCAAAGAUCGCCCUCCAGCUCUCUACUCGUGAGGGGUUCGAAGUCAAGGUCUCAGAGGCACUCCACCUAGGCAAACCAGUAAUUGGGACACGAGCUGGUGGGAUUCCACUGCAGAUCCAACAUGGAAAAAAUGGCUUCCUGGUGGACGUUGGUGAUACCGAUGCGGUAGCGGAACAUUUGUUUGAGCUCUGGACAGAUCGAGAGUUGUUUGACCGUAUGAGCAGCUACGCAGCCAAGAGCGUGAGUGAUGAAGUAAGUACGGUGGGUAAUACCUUAUCAUGGCUAUACUUAGCCUCGAAGCUAUCGAAGGGUGAKAAAAUUCAACCCAACGGGCGCUGGAUAAACGACAUGGCCCGUGAAGAAGCAAAUGAGCCAUACCAACCAAAGGAGAAUAGGCUCAAGCGGGGAUUGACAACGUAG